CAGUUUCACCGUUGACAGUGCAUGAUACGCAACAGCUUGCAAUUUCUAACUGUUUAGAUCGAGCAUCGCUAACAUCCCGGUGGAAAAGUUACAUGAUUCCUCGGUGGAAUCGUUUACUGUGUUCAUAAUCAACGCAGCAAGUGAUUUCAGUGGCAGCGGUCCAGCAAAUGCGCUUGAUGCACGCAAUUUGAAGUCGGCACUUGCAGUGGGAUUUUUUCCAAUAAUCUGCUCAAAGCCCUGACGUUUAUGUGUCGAAAGAAACAAUAAAUAUAUCUCCUUUGUCGUCAGUAAGUUUAAACUGAAAACUUCAAUCUACGAGCAACUAAAUUCUUUGGUUCUGAAUCGAAGAACUCAAAUACAUCAGCAUCGUACUAUGACUGGAUUUGAUUCGUGCUGAACGCAGUUACCGAAAUUAAUCGGAUCCAGUAGGCAUCGACCAUGAAGACAAUCGUUUCUACAAUAACUUGGCUGCUUUUGGUCAUCGCUUCUUGUACCGCGGUCAACAGUAGGUGCAAAAUCGUAACGACUGACGACAACAGAAACAGCGUAUACUCUUGCGUCCAGGCUACUUUCGACGAUGUACUUGACAUUCCUGACGAUGUAGAAUGGAUACAAUUUUCCAUCUCAAAGUUUCCUCAACUUCCGGAUAAAGCGUUCUCCAGGUUAGCCCUUCGCGGGUUAUCUUUCUACAACUGCGACAUCGGACAUAUUCACCCCAAUGCGUUCGAGGGUCUUCGAAGCCUGGAACAAUUGACCUUUUACAGGUCGAAUAUUCGCAUUCUCAAAGCUUCGUGGUUUGAAACAUUGCACAACCUGACCCACCUUUUCUUGAACCGCAAUGACAUAGUGUACAUUGAGCCAAACGUAUUCACGUUAACCCCCAAACUCCGGUAUUUGAACAUCGAGGAUAACAACGUGAACUGCAUAUCGAAGGAAGUUCUCGAUUCUUUAGGAAGCCUGGAACAUGUCCGACUGGGCAAAAAUCCUUGGCUAUGCAGUUGUUACGCGGAGCUCUUGGAGUGGGUGAACGACAGAGGCAUCAAUUACGGAUUGAGAAACUCAAUGGGAGAGAGAUUGGCGUGUAUGAUCGAAGAUGUAGAUUCAAUUAGAGAUUACUCACUACCGUUCUACAAGACAUUUAGAAACAUUUCCGUUUCACAGAAUGGAUACAUCGAAAUGAACAUAGCGAAGUCUGUUCGUUGCGUUGGAAAGAACCUUGCAGCUCUGCACGAGAUGCCAGAUAACGCGAUAGCAAUCAGCUUUACAGACUCGCAAAUCUACAAAUUACCACGAUACGCCUUCUUCAGAUUCGGAAACUCUUUGAGGAGUUUGUUUCUCAGGAAUUGCAGCAUUAGCGAAGUGGACCCAGAAGCAUUCGUGGGUUUAUCGAGAUUGAAGGUGCUGUACAUAUUCAACAAUAGUAUCACCACGGUGAAGAGCGAGUGGUUCAAGGAUCUCCAUAACCUUGAGUACCUCAUUUUGGCUAGAAAUGCAAUCAAGCAUAUCGAGCCAAACGCGUUUGUGCUCCUCAGUAAAUUGAAAUAUCUGACCCUAAUCAACAACAAGAUACAGUGCAUGUCCCCGUACGCUUUCGAACCACUGAAGCACCUCACGGAGGUCGUUUUAUUGUACAAUCCUUGGAUGUGUAGCUGUCAGGAAGGACUUCGGAAGAGGUUACACGAGAAACGAGUUAGUUAUACCGUAUCGCGUGGGCCAUGCAUAGGCGGAUACGUACAGGACAGCGAUGACCUGUAUGAUCAGACGUUCGAAAGACGAGAGGUAAAAGUCAAAGGCCAGAAAACUGGACUGUCCAAAAGUUCGGAAGUAACUCUGAAAGUUAACGGUAGAAAUUGGAUAAACAAACAAAGACCAGAAGUUAUGGAGGUAGAGGAGGUUGUUCACAAUCGAAACAUCGAAAUUUCCAACUAUGAAUACUACCGUCUCCGAGCAGAAGAACAGCUAGACAAUGCAUUGGCGUUCGAACGAACAGAACUCAAAUGGCCAACGUCCCCGAUUGAAAUGACUACGGAGGUCGAUGAAGGAGAAAAUUGGCAUGUAACAGUAAUUCCAUCAGAAAAUUCGUACAGUUUUCGCUGGGGCACAAUAUGGGCCGUCUCAUUAAUUCCUGCGGAUGCAGAGGUCAUUAAAUUUUAUGCAAGUGAUGUACAAACCGUAUUCACUGGCAUUUUUGCUCGUUUCGGUGAGAACUUGAGAGUACUUAAAUUUGAAAGAUGUCCUGUACAGGACAUUGAGCCACAAGCCUUUGUCGGGCUCGUAAACCUGGAAACACUUGUCCUGACCUACAGUAAAAUCCAUGUGGUUAAAUCUGCUUGGUUUGAAAAUAUUCCGAAUUUGCGAAAAUUAAAUUUAUCACGCAGCCCGAUUACUAAAAUCAAUGGAGGUAUCUUUGAAAUACUGAGAAAUCUGGAAGAGAUUGACAUUUCACACAACAAAUUGAACUGCGUUAACAUGAACGGACUCUCUCACCUUACAAAGUUAAAUAAAAUUCAUAUUCACGGUAAUCCUUGGUCGUGUCUGUGUCUGAGAACUCUGAAGGAAUGGCUAGACGAGCAGCAGAUCCAGUACGAUAACGAUUUCUCUGUCGAAGGAAUACUUUGGAAUUGCACCAAAGAAUACUCAAGCUUAAAAACGGCCAGCGAUCAUGAUACCAACUCCAUCGACAGCAUGAGACCUUACGCUGAGGAAGAAAUGGAGGAAACAAAGAGAAUCGAGAAUGUUCGAAGUUUUGAGAAGACCCGAGAAGAAACUUCGAGCUUGAUGGGAAAUUUUAAAAUGACGCAAAUUGAUGAUAACAACGUAGACCUGACCGUCACAGGCCAAAGAAUUGACGAAAAUGUUUCAACACCUAGUACCGUAGAAUCAGACACCGAAGUCCCUGAGGACCAAUGCUCGCUCAUUCAAAUGUGGCGGCUCCCCUUAGAGGUUUGGGUGUGCAAGGGUGGCGAUAUUCAGAUCUUGGAACAAAUACCAAGCGGCGCAGAGAGAAUUCAGAUCACCACCUCCGAUAUAUCCGUUAUUCCAGCCAACGCCUUUGUGCGCUUUUCAAAUUUAGUAGACUUGAUUUUUUACAACAUCAAUGUUAGCGACGUGCACCCGUUGGCUUUUGCUGGCCUGAAUAAACUGGAGAGGUUGAUUUUCCGGGAAACAAACAUAACGACGGUAAGAUCGUCCUGGUUGCACAACCUCCCCAAUCUUACACGGCUUGGACUAGCAUGGAAUUUGAUCUCGGAAAUCGAACCUGACGUAUUUGAUUACCUGCCCAACCUCGAGACACUCGCCAUCCAGGGGAACAACCUUAGGUGCAUUUACACCAGCUCUCUUUCGUCUUUAAAUGAUCUGAGAGUUGUCACAAUGCAAGCUAAUCCCUGGAAAUGGAGAUGUCGUGAAGAAUUAACGAAUUUUCUUUACGCCCGUAACAUCACCUACGAAAUUUCUGGAACUACCGACGGACAACGCGUUAUUCCUAACUAAUUUCUUAGCGUCCAAUAACUUUGCGUCGGAAUAGUACCAUCCUCACCAUGUUCGGACGCGAAGAAGGGCAUGUAAAUCGUCUUAGUGCCUCGCCUGAUAGUCUUUAGGAGAAGAAUGGAAUUAAUAUUCAAAAGCUGCAUUGCUCGCAAUUAGCCAGAUUGUCACCUCAAUGAAAUCCUUAACUCCGCCGAAAUAUUGUAUGUAUUAGUAAUGUGGCUGCGGUAUUUAUAAAUAUAAGAGUUUUGUGUUAUUAUCACUCAUUGACUAUAGUUUCAAUUUGCAAUAUCCAGCUAGUGCCAUCCGUCAAUUUCGCAGUCUCUCGACUUGAGCAAUACUGAUGUUAUACCUGCUUACAACCGCGAGAAAAGUUUACACAUUUACGUCUAUUUUUUCUGAUACUUAUAAUUCAGGUCAAAAGCUGUGUGUUGGGGCGGUGGAAAAAGUACGAUUUUUAAAACGUCGAUCCGACGUCUGUGCGGCGAGAAAACUCAGAAACCCCAUAAUAAAAUAAUAAUAUUUUACAGUCA
Messenger RNA from Neodiprion fabricii, 4019 nucleotides. RefSeq names its product slit homolog 3 protein-like. The transcript has 2 exons. Gene Ontology annotation, cellular component: plasma membrane. NCBI's taxonomy places the organism in Eukaryota, Metazoa, Arthropoda, Insecta, Hymenoptera, Diprionidae. Gene Ontology annotation, molecular function: protein binding. Bases 439 to 3492 code for a protein of 1017 amino acids. The record is from RefSeq and is a predicted model, not a curated record.